Molecule: messenger RNA, 1545 nt
Organism: Adineta steineri
Lineage: Eukaryota; Metazoa; Rotifera; Eurotatoria; Adinetida; Adinetidae
Source: the annotation of a GenBank genome assembly
AUGGUUAAUGAUUAUUUCGAUUUACUUAAUGAAAAUUCGAAAAAACGUAAUUCAGUUAUUGAAUUAUCAAAUAAAUUCCCUAAUGAUAUUCAAUGUCCUUCAUCAAUAAAUAAUUUAAAUAAUAAAAAAACAAAUUGUGUACAAUUGUAUAAACCGAUUUAUAUUGCUCGUCAUUCAAAAAUUGUCAAUGAUAAAUUUUCUUAUGAUGAGGGUGAUGAAUUUGAAUUAAUUAAUAAACUAAAUGAAGAUUAUUUUCAUGUUAUUCAUUUACGUACAAAUACACAAUGUACGUUACACCGAGCUUAUAUUUAUCUAGAUCUUGAAACACCAUUACGUUUAGGUAGUGAUGAUCGAGGUGUUAUACAAAGAUGUUUACUUCAAUAUAAUAUACCUGGUGCAUAUCUUAUACGUCGAAGUAAAAAUGAAUCAAAUGCAUUUGUUUUAAGUAUAUCACAGAUAUCAAAUCAAAGAAAUGCUGAAGAUUGGCAUUAUUUAAUAUGUAUUAAUCCAAAGACUCGUUGUUUUUAUUUUGCACAAGAAUCUAAAUUAGAUCGUAUAUUAUUUACUUCAUUUCGAAAACUUAUUCAUCAUGAAAAAGUUCUUGAUGUUAUACCAUUAACAAAACGAAUACCAUUUCAAAUUGAAUUUGAAGAAGAUCUUUGGCAUAUUCCUAUACGUAAUUUAACACUUGAAUAUCGUAUUGGUAUUGGUGAAUUUGGGGAAGUUUGGCGUGCACUAUGGCAAAAUGGUAAGCGAAAAAUACCAGUUGCAGUUAAAAAAUUACAUCGAUUAAAUGAAAAUCAAUCAACAAUAAAUAAUUAUAUGCCUGAAAUUGAAAUCUUAAAAACAUUAAGAAAUAAUUAUAUUGUUACCCUUUAUGGUGUUGCACAAGAUUUUCAAACAAAUGAAAUAUUACUUAUAACAGAAUUAAUGGAAAAUGGUGAUUUAAAAAAUUGGUUAGAAUUAUGUCAAGAUGUACCAAAUGAAAAGACUAUUAUUUCUUAUGCAUAUGAUAUAUGUCGUGGUAUGACAUAUCUUGAACAACAAUCACAUGUACAUCGUGAUCUUGCUUGUAGAAAUCUUCUUUUAGGUGUUGGAAAACGUACAGUUAAGAUAGCAGAUUUUGGUUUAUCAACAUUUAUUAAUAAAAAUGAUUAUACACAACAUAGAGAAACUUAUUCUCAACGAUUACCUAUACGUUGGACAGCACCCGAAGUACUUCAUGAUCAAAAAUUUUAUUCAAUAAAAUCUGAUGUUUGGUCAUUUGGUAUUGUAUUAAUUGAAAUAUGGUUAAAAGGUGAUGAUCCUUAUCCUGAAGAAAAAGAAUUUUCUGCAAUUCGAUCACUUGUACAAAAUGGAUAUAUUCAUAAAAAACCUUUGAAAUGUUCAGAUCGAUUUUAUAAUCGUUUAAUACUUCCAUGUUUAUCGUAUAAACCAAAUCAACGACCAAAUUUUCAAUCAUUAGUCGAAAUUUUACAUCAAUGGAAUAAAGAAAAAAUUGAACAUGAACGUUUAAAUUAUUCAAAUGUAGAAUUUUUAUCAUAG